This is a messenger RNA of Cygnus atratus (black swan), 1716 nucleotides long. RefSeq names its product solute carrier family 5 member 10 (gene SLC5A10). Gene Ontology annotation, cellular component: plasma membrane. NCBI's taxonomy places the organism in Eukaryota, Metazoa, Chordata, Aves, Anseriformes, Anatidae. Gene Ontology annotation, molecular function: D-glucose:sodium symporter activity. The coding region runs from base 16 to 1716 and encodes 566 amino acids. The record is from RefSeq and is a predicted model, not a curated record. The transcript is spliced from 14 exons. Gene Ontology annotation, biological process: transmembrane transport.
CUUGCUGGCCGGGACAUGGCAUGGUGGCCAAUCGGAGCCUCUCUGUUCGCCAGCAGCGAGGGCUCGGGGCUCUUCAUCGGGUUGGCCGGGACCGGUGCUGCCGGGGGAAUCGCUGUCACCGGCUUCGAGUGGAACGCGACGUACGCCCUGCUGGCACUGGCCUGGGUCUUCGUUCCCGUCUACAUCUCGGCUGGGAUCGUCACGAUGCCCGAGUACCUCCAGCGGAGGUUUGGAGGCGAGAGGAUCCGCAUGUACCUCUCGGGCCUGUCGCUCCUGCUCUCCAUCUUCACCAAGAUCUCUACCGACCUGUACUCUGGGGCCCUGUUCGUGCACGUCUGCCUGGGCUGGAACCUCUACCUCUCCACCGUCCUGAUGCUGCUGGUCACGGGGCUCUACACCAUCGCAGGGGGGCUGGCGGCCGUCAUCUACACCGACACGCUGCAGACGCUCAUCAUGGUCCUUGGAGCCAUCGUGCUGGCUGUGAGAGCUUUUAAUGAGAUCGGAGGCUACCCCAACCUGGAAGAGGCCUACUUAAAAGCCGUGCCGUCCAAGAUUGUUCCCAACACGACCUGCCACCUGCCCAGAGCGGAUGCCAUGCACCUCUUCCGAGACCCAGUCUCUGGAGAUCUGCCUUGGACUGGGAUGACGUUCGGGCUGUCUAUCAUGGCCGCGUGGUACUGGUGCACUGACCAGGUCAUCGUCCAGCGGUCCCUCUCUGCCAAGAGCCUGGGCCAUGCCAAGGCCGGCUCCAUCCUGGCCAGCUACCUGAAGAUGCUGCCCUUGUUCGUGAUCAUCAUGCCGGGGAUGAUCAGCAGGGUCCUGUACCCAGAUGCCGUGGCCUGUGUGGACCCCGAGGAAUGCACCCGUGUGUGCGGGGCCGCCGUGGGCUGCUCCAACAUCGCCUACCCCAAGCUGGUGGUGGAGCUGAUGCCCAGCGGGCUGCGGGGUCUGAUGAUCGCGGUGAUGAUGGCUGCGCUCAUGUCCUCCCUCACCUCCAUAUUCAACAGCAGCAGCACCCUCUUCACCAUGGACAUCUGGAGGAGGCUGAGGCCGGGGGCCGGCGAGCGGGAGCUGCUCUUGGUGGGCAGGGUGGUCACAGUGGUGCUGGUGGUCCUCAGCGUGGUCUGGCUCCCCAUCCUGCAGAGCUCCAGCGGCGGCCAGCUCUACGUCUACAUCCAGGCUGUCACCAGCUCCCUGGCUCCUCCUGUCACCGCAGUGUUCGUCCUGGCCGUCUUCUGGCCCCGCGCUAACGAGCAGGGAGCUUUCUGGGGCUUGAUGGCGGGGCUGGCGCUGGGGCUGGCCAGGAUGGGGCUGGAGCUGGCGUACCCCUCGCCCCGCUGCGGGGUCCCCGACCGGCGGCCCUGGCUGCUGGCCGACCUGCACUACCUGCACUUCGCCGUGCUGCUGUGUGCUGCCACGGGAGCCGUCGUGGUGGGGGGCAGCCUGCUGACCCCCCCGCCAUCCCCGGACAAGCUGCGGGAUCUCACCUGGUGGAGCCUGCCACGGAAGCCCCCCCGGCCCUCCAUGGACAGCACAUCCCAGGGACCCCUGGAUGGCCCCUGCUCAUCCGCCCCGGGCAGCCAGCAGCCACCAAAGGCUGAGGGACCCCCGGCUCUGAGGGACACCACGGAGCCCCCCAUCUGGGCCCGGGUCUGCAACAUCAACGCCGUUGUCCUGAUGUGCAUCAAUAUUUUCUGCUACGCCUAUUUUGCCUAG